Lathyrus oleraceus (garden pea) is the source of this 1694-nucleotide messenger RNA. Its product is annotated as mediator of RNA polymerase II transcription subunit 27. Gene Ontology annotation, biological process: regulation of transcription by RNA polymerase II. Gene Ontology annotation, molecular function: transcription coactivator activity. Gene Ontology annotation, cellular component: mediator complex. NCBI's taxonomy places the organism in Eukaryota, Viridiplantae, Streptophyta, Magnoliopsida, Fabales, Fabaceae. The coding region runs from base 38 to 1294 and encodes 418 amino acids. The transcript has 8 exons. The record is from RefSeq and is a predicted model, not a curated record.
CCCAUUAACUUUGUUGGUAUCUCAAGCACCAAAAACAAUGCAAAUGCAACAAACUCAGCAAGCCACCGCGGCAACUAUCUCAACCCCCACUCCUCCUCCCUCUUCCCCCGGUGGCCCCACGGCCGAGGCACCGCCAAAGCAAGUUGCUGUAGCAAUGGAAAAACUCGGACAAGCCGAAAGAAUCAUCGCCGACAUCAGAAUUGGCGCCGAUCGCCUCCUUGAAGCUCUUUUCAUUUCCGCCGGACAGCCUCACCAAGGCAGCAAGCCUUUACAAGUGUUCCUCAAAGAAAAUGCUUGCAUGCAACAGCAUUUCCAAGAGCUUCGAUCCCUAGGAAAGGAGCUUGAAGAAGCUGGAGUUCUCAGUGAAUCGGCUCGAACGCGGAAGGAUUUUUGGGGUCUGCAUAUGCCGCUGGUUUGCCCAGACGGCGCAGUCGUAGCUUAUGCCUGGAAGCGACAACUUGCCGGUCAAGCUGGUGCUUCUGCCGUUGACAGGACAAGGUUAGCUCUCAAAGCUUUUACUGAUCAGAAAAAACGUUUUUUCCCCCAUCUUGAAGAUGGAAUUGAAACUAAUGAAUCUGCUUCGAAGAAACAAUGUGGGUCUGAAGAAGUUGCAUUUGAACCUAAGGAAGACAUGAGUUUUCUGAGGUUGCUACCAGAUGUUCUGAAGUCAGUGGAAAAGGAAGUGCCAAAUGUGAAAAUUUCAACUUUUGAACGUCUGGACUGGUUAAGAAGAGCUUCCACACUCGCCUCUGUAACUAAUGAGAGUUCUCAAGAACAGGACUAUCAUGGUUCUAAUAAGCCAAGGCUAGGAUCAAUUGGAAUAGUUGAUCCAGAGAAGGUUGCAGUGAUAGAAUUGUUGUCUCCAUCUAUCUUCAGAGCUGUUAUAUCCUUGCAUCCUGCUGGGUCUGCUAAUGCUGAUGCUGUGGCUUUCUUUUCUCCCGAUGAGAAUGGAAGCUAUGUGCAUGCAAGGGGGAUUUCAGUUUAUCAUGUGUAUAGACAUACUACGGAGUAUGCAACAAUAGCUCUGCAGUAUUUUCUUGGCAACCAAGCUGAAACAUCGCUGUAUUCUCUAUUGCACUGGAUUUGUAGUUACCAGACCAUGUUAUCAAGACCAUGCAGAAAAUGUUCAAAGCUACUUGCCAUGGAUGAACAAUCAAAUUUGUUGUUACCUCCAGUUCACCGGCCCUAUUGGAAGUUUUCCCUUUCAAAAAUUUUGUCAGCCAUAUCUUCAAAGGACCAGCAUUCAGAUACUACUAUGGCUUAUCAUAUUGGCUGCCUCUCUGGGGAAGUAUGAUUACACUGACCAUUUUAAUAUAGGAAACAAAAGAGCACAUGGUCUGUUGUGAAAGAUUGAUUUUUUGGAUGCCGGAAAGUGAACCUCACCUUGACAUUGAUCAUUGCAUGCCACAUGACAAAACUAUAAGAACAUCAUGAGCUUUAUGUCUGCCAGAUGGAAAUGCCAGCUGAUUGUAUUUUUCAAAGAAUCUGUCAGCAUGUGAAACACUAUUAUGACAUAACCAUGUUUCAUUUUUUAGAAUGAUGCUCCUUACGCAUCUCUAUCUUCUCUGUAAGUUCCAUCCAUGUAUAAUAGAGAAUAGUUCAAGGGGGCCAACAGAGAAUCUGAGAUUGAGUUGAGGCACAUGUAAAGCUAAAAGAUAGUGUUGCGCUGUUAUUGAAAGCUGCAUUUGUGGUCC